CGAAACCCAUUUCUCCUUCGCCCCUUUUCCCUAAAUUUUUCAUCUUUCUGGGUUUCUCAUGGCAUUUCAACACAAAAUUGAACCUGUAUCCCCACCAGGAUUCACCCAUAGAAGAAACUACAAAGAGAUGAGCAUUUCCGAGCUCGUUUCAGUUUUGCGCAUUUCGUAUCACGUGGAUGAUUUUGAUCGAGUUGAAGACGAAUUGGUGACAAGGGACGCCAAACUUAAAGCUGAGAUUGUGCCACUUCAAGAGAAGAUUGAGGGGGAGAAGCGAAUGAGGGUUGAAGCUGAAGAAGAACUGAAAAAGAGAGAGGAACAGUGUGAGAGAGGGAAGAGAGCACAAGAGAGUUACGAGAAGUUGUUGAAGGAUGUUAAGAGAAAUGGCUUAGUUGAUAAAGACAUUAUUGAGGAGCUGAAGAAUAAGAACUUUGCAUUAGAACGUGAGAAUUUUGAGCUGAAGGAGUUGAACAAGAAAUGGUUAGAUGAUAGCAAUGCUUUGGUUGAGCUUAGGAGUAGAAUUAGUCUGUUUGAGGAUGAGAAGGUUGAUGACAAGAAUGCUUUGGAUGCGCUUAGGAUGAAGAACAAAGAAUUGGAGGAAGCAGUGAAGAAGAAUUUGGCAACCAUAGAGGAGUUAAGAGCUGAAAAUCGCAAACUGGUGGAUGAGAAGGGCAGGCAUGUAGCAUUGGUUGAGUCUUUGGAGAGGAAAUUUGGGGAAUUGAAUGUGCGUGUUGUGAAGUUGGAGGAUGAUACAAAGCUUUUGACGAGUGUCGAUGACUAUGCCUCUGGUGGUGGAAACACUGAAGUGAAGGCUCCAGCUGAUACUUUUGUUGUCCAAGAUGAAGUGGAUGUUGGAAAUCACUCUGGGGAACCUGUUACUUUGCAAGGAAAUAAAGAUAUUCAACACCCUCGGUCUCCUAUCAAAGGGAACAAGGAUGAUCAAGCUCUAGGUGCAUCAGCUGGGGGAAGAUUGGAAAAUGCUAUUGAGAUCAUCGACUUAGAUGACGAUGACAACGACAACAGAUGUACAUCACAAGGAUUGCAUGGAAAGGAAGCUAUUUCUGAAAUUACUGCAAAAAAUGAACAUCAAAGUUCGUCAGAUGCACUCCAGCACAAAAGCAUUUUUACACAAGCAGAAAGGAUUGAAUAUUUCAAAAGAAAAUAUUAUUUUUCUGAUAUUGAGACAUCUACUUCCAAUUCUAGUUCCUCUACUGACUCAUUAAAUAUAGAUAAUAUUCUGUUAAGUUCCAUUGCUGUUAAAUGUAAAAAGAGAAGUAAAACUUUGGGAGACGAUUCUGGAUUAAACACUUUGCCAAGGUGAAUAAGGCAAUGAGCUAUAUUAAAUACCCCUAUUAGCCAUGCCCUUUUGUUAGGUUGUAUUGAAAACAAUUAA
Abrus precatorius (Indian licorice) is the source of this 1390-nucleotide messenger RNA. RefSeq lists its product as uncharacterized. Bases 59 to 1318 code for a protein of 419 amino acids. The transcript has 2 exons. The record is from RefSeq and is a predicted model, not a curated record. NCBI's taxonomy places the organism in Eukaryota, Viridiplantae, Streptophyta, Magnoliopsida, Fabales, Fabaceae.